Scylla paramamosain (green mud crab) is the source of this 2234-nucleotide messenger RNA. RefSeq names its product proton-coupled folate transporter-like. The record is from RefSeq and is a predicted model, not a curated record. Gene Ontology annotation, biological process: transmembrane transport. Gene Ontology annotation, molecular function: transmembrane transporter activity. The coding region runs from base 172 to 1950 and encodes 592 amino acids. Gene Ontology annotation, cellular component: membrane. NCBI's taxonomy places the organism in Eukaryota, Metazoa, Arthropoda, Malacostraca, Decapoda, Portunidae. The transcript is spliced from 7 exons.
CUCCACAGCCAAGACAGCUUGGUGCUCCGAGCACCACCCUCAACUUUCCUCGCAAGACGAAGAUAUAUCCAAGUUGUUCUGAAAUCAAUUGAUAACUUUACCCGACCGUGGUCUGCCAUUCAUACGGACUCUACCAGAAGAAUUAAUCUCUCAAGGCUUCAAAAGAGCAAAAUGGCGCAGAUAGUAACCUUUCUGUCUACCGCCCUGCAUACCAUGACGGUGGAACCUGUGAUGUUGAUGGACGGAGCAUGUAAGGAGGCCAUGUUGAUCUACACCGAAAAUGUUCAGAUGAACAAAAUCUGCUCCGUCAAGCUGGGCUAUUCCAAGGAGGUGUGUGGAAACCUUUCGGAUUACGACGAGCACAACGUGGCAGUGCAGCGAGAACUGACUGUGUUCACCUUCUAUAAUAGCAUCAUCAUGUCUGUGCUGCCGCUCAUCUACGUGCUCUUCAUGGGCGCCUGGAGCGACAAGUAUGGCCGCAAGAUUCCAAUCAUAAUUACGCUGGUGUGUCGUUUUCUGCACGCUAUGGGUUACUUCCUUGUCAACUGGCAAACCAGCUGGCCUGUGGAGGUGCUGUAUCCGAUAACGUUUCUGGAGGCCAUCGGCGGAGGCAACGCCGGCAUUCUCUCUUCUUCCAUCAGCUACAUCAGUGACAUCACACGCGAGAAGGACCGAACCUCCCGAGUGAGCACCGCUAACUCUCUGUGGUUCCUUGGAGGACCCAUGGGCACCUUGCUGGCCGCAGUUCUCAUUAAGAAUGGUGGCUACAAUCUGCCCCUUGGGAUUGUGGCUCUUACCUACAUCGCUGCUGCCAUCUAUGUUGUGGUGUUCAUCAACGAGAGUCACGGACCGCGGGCCAAGAAGGAACUGCAGGCUCAAGGUUCCCUUCAGCCGCAGGACAGUAUCACCAAGACCAAGAUAUCGUUCUCCACUAUGGUGAAAGACUUCUUCGACUGGCAUCGUGUCCUGGAAUCAUUCAAGACGGCCUUCAAGAGGCGUGACGGUAACGUGCGUGCCGUGCUCCUCACUGUCCUGGUCGCCAAUAUGGUCCGCCGUGUGGCCCGAGGCUUCUUCAUGUACCAGUUCGUGCGACAAGUACUGGACUGGGACGCCUCAGAAUACGGUUACUGGAUAACCUACCGCAACUUGCUGGCAGCUCUCGGUUCACUAUUCCUGGUGCCGCUGCUCACAAGGAGUCUUUCAUUCACGGACACGUCGCUGGUCGUGCUAGGAACGGGUUCGCUUAUCCUGGAGUAUCUGUUCUAUGGUCUCACGGGCGGUGUGUCCAUGGCCUUCCUCAUGUGGCUUGGACCUCCUGGUGGCUUACUGUCAAACGCCUGCGUCAUCGCAUUCAAGUCCAUGGCCACUAAACUAGUCAGCAGCCAAGAGAAAGGCCGCAUCAACGCCGUCAUCGCUGCCCUCAACGGCCUUAUGCCAAUGGUGGGAUACGCCGCCUACUCCCCCAUCUAUUACCACUCAGUCGACACCUUCCCUGCCGCACAGUUCUACUUCGGCGCCAGUCUCAACCUGGUCAUCAUGGUGACGUUCAUUGCUAUGGGAGUUGCACAGGUGUCCAUGUCGUACAACGCCGAGGACUUGGAGAAGGGCAAGGAAGGAUUCGGCCCCAAAAUCCUGCAUGGCCUGAAGAGGCGGUCGUCUGUCACUUUACAGGCCAUCGCUCGCACCUUCAGUGUUCCGGGCGGCAAAAACAUAGUCAGGAUUCCCUCGCAGCCACAGCCCGCCACCCUGAAGGAGGUGGUAGAGGAGAAGGAAGUGUCAACUACACCAGGAAACCAAAAGUGUUUCACCAAUCCGCUGAGCGACGCUGAGUUGAUGGCAUCUGAGGUGGACGUGAAGGGGACGAGCGAAGGGCACCCGGCCAGCCCCUCAGUGGUGUGUGUCUUGCCUCCAUCAAAGGCAGACUCUACUGGUCCAUCAUCGAUGUGUUAAAUCGCAACACAAGGCAGCGCGUAAUCGUAUCAUGCGCACGUCGUCUGUGAUCUCAGGGAUAAAAGACUUGAAAAGCUACAUAAGACGCACAUAAUGCUUAUCACAUAACAAAACAUAGCAACUCUCUCAAUCAUUUCUCGCAACAUGUUCAUUUGCUACGCGUGUGUACAUAUAAUGGCACCCAUUAGCUACAAUGUACUUAUGUACAGUAUUUAUGAGUGAAUGUAACAAUAUUUAUAUGAGUGGAUGUAUAAUUAUCUAAUAUAAUCAAUCAAAUGAAGCCC